Molecule: messenger RNA, 666 nt
Organism: Colletotrichum orchidophilum
Lineage: Eukaryota; Fungi; Ascomycota; Sordariomycetes; Glomerellales; Glomerellaceae
Exons: 2
Coding region: 1-666 (221 amino acids)
Source: RefSeq, a predicted model, not a curated record
AUGGUGCUCCUCACUUCCUCCCAAGUCUCCGUCCUCAUCUCCUCGGCCAUCGCGGCGAUCCGCGUUUGCGUGCUUCGCCACUCCGUGCAAACGCUUUUCCCCUUGAAAAUAGUUGUAUCGUGUACUACGGCCCUCUUUCUUAGCGGCUACGUGAUCCAACAGCGCACGCUCAGCCAGCUGCGCGAAGCUAUCAAGCCCGAACUACGGCCCUCUCCAAAGGCAUCGUACUACGUUCCCGAGCACCUAAAGGAUGCCGCAGGCAACGGGCAGAACGCACCGCUCUACGGCGCGAAUGGGAAGCAGGAGCAGAUCGUAAUCGAGGUGAACCCCACGGUGCCCGAAAAGCAUAGGCAACAGCAGCAGCAAGGGAAGAAGCCAAAGGCCGGACUGCAACCCGCAAGGUGGACAUCCGGCAUGUGGCAGAAGAUGAUGGGGCCAUCGGAAAAAGAGGAAAAGGGCGGGAUCAGUAGGGAAGACCUGGAGAAGAUGGACGAGAGGGAGAGAAACAUCAACGGCUGGAACGUGAAGGACCAGGCGAACCCCGACCCCGAAGCAUCGAACCAGAAGCCCAUCAGCCGUGCCGAGAGGCGGCGGUUGAUCAAGGAAGAGCUGAGGCGGCUGUCGGAAAGCGAAGAGAGGGUUUACUACCAGCGACGACUGUGGUAG